This is a messenger RNA of Symbiodinium sp. CCMP2456, 638 nucleotides long. The record is from the annotation of a GenBank genome assembly. NCBI's taxonomy places the organism in Eukaryota, Dinophyceae, Suessiales, Symbiodiniaceae.
GUGAGCUUUGCAAAGUGGCACCUCUUGUCGCACUGCCUGGUGAGGAAGACGAGCACGGGGCGACAGGCCCCUCUGAUUUGGGCGAUUGGUCCGAGUGCUUGGCACUGCUUCUGCCACGCAUGGGAGACGGCUCCAAGGCAGUGGCAGCUGCUAGCCUGGAUGCGGCGCAGCAACUCCUGGCAAGAUGUCCCUUUAUGCAAGGUGUUCGAAUAGGCGUGGCGGAGGAGUAUCUGAAGCUCCCGGAGGACGUCUCCGCAAUCUUUGACGAGGAACAGCCAGGCCUUGUCACCGAGACCAUCGAAUUGCGUGGGGAUCCUGCCAGAGACCAAGUCGCGCGGAGGUGGGGCAUGUACUUGAACCGACUGCACGGCAUACCUUCAGCAGGGCCACUGAUAUCUGGGACCCAGCAACCCAUAGAUUACGACUUGCCAGCUGGGAAGUUCGCGACUUUUGCCGAGGUGCCCCCUUCUCAGCAACUCGUUGGAGCCCUUGUGUCCCGUUUGCCGGCUUCCGCCAUGCCAACGAUGGUGAAGCUGGCACAUUUUUGGUUCAGGGAAGCUUUGGAGAGUUUUACUGUGGGACCAUGCAGAGAGCAGGUGCAACAUCUGAUGCCCUCGAUGUACGAUGCUGGCCCCUGA